GCGAGUCAAUCGCACAGAGCGGUGAGUCACUCGACGCCACACGAUCUGAGAUCUAAUAUGGGAAAAUUGGACGUUAAAAUAUUACGAUAUUUAACCCCAGAAAACUUUCGUGUUCUGACAGCGAUUGAAAUGGGUAUGAAAAAUCAUGAACUUGUACCUGCGUUACUUGCCACACAAAUAGCGAAUCUGCGUUACGGCGGAGUUCAUAAAUUACUGAAAGAAAUGUGCAAGCAUAAAUUGCUCAGUUACGAACGAGGCAAACGAUAUGAUGGUUAUCGUUUGACGAACGCUGGUUAUGAUUAUUUAGCCUUAAAAGUUUUAACACAAAGAGGAACAAUCCGUUCCUUUGGUAAUCAGAUUGGUGUUGGCAAGGAAUCUAAUAUUUACGUUGUUGCUAAUGAAGAAGAAACUCCGCUUUGUCUAAAGUUACAUAGAUUGGGUAGAACAUGCUUUCGAAACAUUAAAGAAAAAAGAGAUUAUCAUCAGCACAGACAUUCUGCAUCUUGGUUGUACUUGUCAAGAAUCUCUGCAACUAGAGAGUUUGCGUAUAUGAAAGCACUUUUAGAUCGAGGUUUUCCUGUGCCAAAACCAAUCGACUUUAAUAGGCAUUGUGUUGUUAUGGAGCUGGUUGAAGGUGGACCUCUGUGUAAUAUAAAUGAAGUAAACAAUGUGGAAGAGUUAUAUGAUGAGCUUAUGGAUUUGAUCAUUAAACUGGCGAAUCAUGGUGUUAUACAUGGAGAUUUCAAUGAAUUUAACAUAAUGAUUAAAGAUGAUGGCAAACCUAUUAUCAUUGAUUUUCCUCAGAUGAUUUCUACAGAACAUGAAAAUGCAGAAGCGUAUUUUGAAAGAGAUGUAAACUGUAUCCGUGAUUUCUUUAAGAGACGUUUUGGAUAUGAGAGCGAAUUGUAUCCAACUUUUCAAGAUAUAUCACGUGAAGACAGCAUAGAUGCUGAAGUCAAAGCCAGUGGCUUUACAAGACAAAUAGAAAAAGAAAUUGAUAUUUUCUUAACAGAAAAUGGUAUUGAAUAUAAAGAAGAAAAAGACAAUGAAAACAAUGAAGAUAAUGAGGACAGUGAAGAUAGUGAGGAAGAAAUAUAUGAAGACUGUGUUGAUAAUAUCGAGGAUUUGAAAUAUCAAUUAAAAAAUUUACAACUUCAAAACAAAAUUGUUGCAAAAGAAGUAGAAUUUGAUGUUUCAACAAAAGAUCCAGCAUUGAAUAAUGAUGAUGAACAGAAGGAAAUAUCUGUACCAUGUCCUGACAAUCAAAAUAAUACAGAAAAUGAAUGUAAACGAUAUAAUGAAGAUACAAUAGAAAAUGUAAUGGCCAAUGAAAAACACAAUAAUUUUACAUCGUAUGAUUUAUCAUCAAACCCGGAAAACGAAACAGUACAUUUUUAUGAUGAUACACGAAGUAUACGAAGUGUUUCAACAGCUGCUACAAUAGCACCAGAUGUAAUAAAAAAGAGAACAAAGAUAGCACUUGACAAACGUGAGAGAAGUCAAGCAAAAAGAGCACUUGUUAAAGGAGAAGCAAGCGCAGUAACGAGGAUACGAAGAGAUAAUAGAGCUACGAUUAAAGAAUCAACAGGAAUUUGGGGUUGGGAAUAA
Molecule: messenger RNA, 1608 nt
Organism: Cyphomyrmex costatus
Lineage: Eukaryota; Metazoa; Arthropoda; Insecta; Hymenoptera; Formicidae
Gene: RIOK2
Product: RIO kinase 2
Exons: 5
Coding region: 58-1608 (516 amino acids)
Biological process (GO): maturation of SSU-rRNA; protein phosphorylation
Cellular component (GO): preribosome, small subunit precursor; cytosol; nucleus
Molecular function (GO): protein serine/threonine kinase activity; ATP binding
Source: RefSeq, a predicted model, not a curated record